AUGCCGGACUCCUCCGCUUCGCUCUUCGCACUCCUCCUCCUCGCGCGGCCUGUCCUUGGCUCCCCGCCCUUCUUCGAGGCCGCUGCGGCGGCGGCAAUGCAAACAAUCGCGAUGCUCGAGUGCACGGACGACUCGAGUGACUGCGGCGGCUGGGCGGCGGGAGGCGAGUGCAGCAAGAACCCGGGCUUCAUGCACGCAACCUGCCGCAAGGCAUGCGGGCGGUGCGAACUGCAGGCCGACGACGCUCGCCACGCGCUCGAGGUUGUGACGUACGCCGUCCGCAACCAUCACGCCGGAUGCGCGCACGCACAGCAGGGCGGCGCGCGGCUUCCAGAGUGCGAGGGCUCGGCCGAGCGGCUGGCUGCCACCCUGGCGAUUGCUCACGAGGGCGCGACCGGCAGGGCGCUGCAGCGCGUCGUCGAGGCGCUCGCUCGCGAGGUGUCCGCCUCGAGCCCGCCUCCCUCGCGUCCUCUGCCGUGGUCCCCUGCGGCCGAGGCGACGGCGGUGGCGAGCGUCGGCGUCGGCGGCUCCGCGGUGGGCCCCUUCGUCCAGCUGUCGGACGGCGGGCGGAUGCCGAGCGUCGGCGUCGGCACCUGGCUGACGACAGGAUCUGCGUGCUACGAGCUGGUCCGCGCGGCCCUUCGCGCGGGCCUUCGCCACAUCGACACGAGCGAGAACUAUGCCAACCACGGCGAGAUCGGGAGGGCGCUGGCCGAGACGUCGGUCCCGCGCGGCGAGCUUCCUCCCGGCCAAGCCCGCGCGUUUCUGCUUCCGCGUCACAGACGGCUUGUUGAUGCAGGCGAGCUCUUCAUCGCCGACAAGCUCUCCUUCCCGCACUCGUACUCGGCGGGCGGAGCGCGCAAGGUUGCGGCCGAGCCGCUGCGGCUGCUCGGCGAGAGAAGCCCACGACGCGUCCGCGACGCGUCCGUGACGUGUCUGCAGGCGGUGGGCGAGUCGCUGCGGCUGCUCGGCAGGCGCGAGUUGCGCUGCCUCACGCCCGCAGCCGUGGACAGGCACAUCGGCGUCUCCAACUUCGGCACGGCGGAGCUACGCGAGCUCAAGGCCUCCUUCCCCGACGCGCCGCCCGCCACGCUGCAGUCCAAGUUCUCCCCCUACCACCGCGGCCGCACCGGCAACGGCGGCGGCGAGGACUUCCACGCGGCGACUGCGGAGCUCGGCGCAGUGGAGGAUGCGCACGUCCGCGCGAUUGCCGCACGGGCCGGCAAGACGCCGGCGCAGGUCAUCCUCCGCUGGGGCGUCCAGCUCGGCCUGAGCGUGCUCACGCGCUCGCGCGACGAGGCGCGGCUGCGGCAGGCGGCACAGAUCUACGAUUUCGAGCUCAGCGCCGCCGAGAUGGCGCUCGUGUCGGGCCUCGCGUGGUUCAGCCUCUCGCCCACCAACCGCGUGCCCUCUUCGGUCGCCGACGUGUACGGCGUCGAGGUGCGCGACGCAGAGGCGUACAAGCGCGUGCCCCGCGCUGGCACGGCGCCGUACGUGGAGCAGCCCAUCAAGGCGUGUGACAUGGCGUGGGCCAUGCUUGGAGACAGCAGCCGCAAGUCGGAGCUCUGA
Emiliania huxleyi CCMP1516 is the source of this 1569-nucleotide messenger RNA. RefSeq lists its product as hypothetical. The coding region runs from base 1 to 1569 and encodes 522 amino acids. The record is from RefSeq and is a predicted model, not a curated record. Lineage: Eukaryota; Haptophyta; Isochrysidales; Noelaerhabdaceae. The transcript has 4 exons. Gene Ontology annotation, molecular function: oxidoreductase activity.